This is a messenger RNA of Globicephala melas (long-finned pilot whale), 8299 nucleotides long. RefSeq names its product acetyl-CoA acetyltransferase 1 (gene ACAT1). Gene Ontology annotation, cellular component: mitochondrion. Lineage: Eukaryota; Metazoa; Chordata; Mammalia; Artiodactyla; Delphinidae. Gene Ontology annotation, biological process: fatty acid beta-oxidation. Gene Ontology annotation, molecular function: acetyl-CoA C-acetyltransferase activity. The record is from RefSeq and is a predicted model, not a curated record.
GAGGAGGCGGCCGGGUCGGCGGUUGAAGCGGGGUCGGGCACCCGCCGCUUGCGAUCACAUCUCUCCGAGGGUAUCUGUCCGCUCGGCGCUCGGCCACCAUGGCUGUGCUGGCGGCGCUUCUGCGUGGUGGCGCCCGUGGGCGCAGCCCCCUGCUUCGGAGGCAGAUGCAGGAAAUAAGAUAUGUGGAACGAAGUUAUGUAUCAAAACCCACUUUGAAUGAAGUGGUCAUAGUAAGUGCUGCAAGAACACCCAUUGGAUCCUUUCUAGGCAGCCUUUCCUCUCUGCCAGCCACUAAACUUGGUUCCAUUGCAAUUCAGGGAGCCAUUGAAAAGGCAGGGAUUCCAAAAGAAGAAGUGAAAGAAGCAUACAUGGGUAAUGUUCUACAAGGAGGUGAAGGACAAGCCCCUACAAGGCAAGCAGUACUGGGUGCAGGCUUACCUAUUUCUACUCCAUGUACCACUGUAAACAAAGUUUGUGCCUCAGGAAUGAAAGCCAUCAUGAUGGCCUCUCAGAAUCUUAUGUGUGGACAUCAGGAUGUGAUGGUGGCAGGUGGGAUGGAGAGCAUGUCCAAUGUUCCCUAUGUAAUGAACAGAGGAGCAACACCAUAUGGUGGCAUAAAGCUUGAAGAUUUGAUUGUAAAAGAUGGGCUAACUGAUGUCUACAAUAAAAUUCAUAUGGGCAACUGUGCUGAAAAUACUGCAAAGAAGCUGAAUAUUGCACGAGAUGAACAGGAUACUUAUGCUAUUAACUCCUAUACCAGAAGUAAAGCAGCAUGGGAAGCUGGAAAAUUUGGAAAUGAAGUUGUUCCUGUCACAAUUACAGUAAAAGGUAAACCAGAUGUAGUGGUGAAAGAAGAUGAAGAAUAUAAACGUGUUGAUUUUAGUAGAGUUCCAAAGCUGAAGACGGUUUUCCAAAAAGAAAAUGGUACAGUAACAGCUGCCAAUGCCAGCACACUGAAUGAUGGAGCAGCUGCUAUGGUUCUGAUGACUGCAGAUGCAGCCAAGAGGCUCAGUGUUAAACCACUGGCAAGAAUAGCAGCAUUUGCUGAUGCUGCUGUAGAACCUAUUGAUUUUCCAGUUGCACCUGCAUAUGCUGUACCUAAGGUUCUUAAAGAUGCAGGAUUGAAAAAAGAAGAUAUUACAAUGUGGGAAAUAAACGAAGCCUUUAGUGUGGUCGUACUAGCAAACAUUAAAAUGCUAGAGAUUGAUCCCCAAAAAGUGAAUAUCAAUGGAGGAGCUGUUUCUCUUGGACAUCCAAUUGGGAUGUCUGGAGCCAGGAUUGUCGUCCAUUUGGCUCAUGCCUUGAAGCAAGGAGAAUAUGGUCUUGCCAGUAUUUGCAACGGAGGAGGAGGUGCUUCUGCCAUGCUGAUCCAAAAGCUGUAGACAACUUCUGUUGUCUAAGGCAACAACCCUAUGUAGCCAGAAAGGCCUGCUGUAAUCAGGGUGACUGAUUACCCUGGGUCAGCUUGUAUGAAAAUAAUCUGUUUCACUUUUUAUUAUUUUCAACUCUUUUUAAAAAAAUAAGAUAAAAAAUCAAAUCCCCAAACCUUUUGAGAUUACACAGUAAUUUUUUCUUCUAAUUUACAUUGUUUCUCAUCUUGAGCACAUUUUUGUUAUAAGGCUGUACUGUUUAAAAUACCACUGUGCAAUAUUAGUGACUUAUAAGUAGCUAGAAGCUUCCAUUUUAGAGAAUAAAUCUUAAUUUACAUUUUUGAGGACUGUUAAAGAUUAAGUGAAUGUUAUCUAUCACUAAUUUAGAUUUAAUAGACCCUUCAAAGUAAGAGCAGUUAUUCUGUGCAAACUAGGAAUGCCUCAUAUCAUUAGUCAAGAAGCCAAAGACUGUAGUGUUGCUAGAAACAGGAGGAACCCGUGUGCUCAGGUCUGAAGUGGGUGCAAUUUUUCAUAACCUCAUCAUUCAGAAUUUGUUUGGGCGUGGGGGUUAGGGUUUUUGCUCUGAAUUACUACAGUAGCACAAAGAGUGGGAAAGAAGGUGGAAACUAAACUGCUCAACUGAAUGGAUUUCUGAAGGGAAGAGAUCGUCACUUUCAUUAUGCCACAAUGCCUGUUCUUAAGCAGAAGAAAAUGCAGCACAAGUAUCUUGAGUUGCAUCUCAUCUAGAAAAAAAACACACUGUAGGCAGGGGCUAUGCACACCAACCUCAGCUGCAGUUCUGAGAAGGGAAACCUGUUUAAGUUGAUGUUGACAAUAGUUGGGGAGUAGAGAGGACAGAAAAGUGGUAUUACAUCUAUCUCAUGGCAAAUAAUUCAGUGAAUUAUUCAGUGAAUACUUAUCGUUGAAGGAAAAAAAAAAGAUAACAUGGAAAAAAAUUGUUCUUAAGAUUCAAAGACUACUUUCAAAAAUAUCUGUAUAGUAAUUACAGCUCCCUUUUGCAGCUCAUUAUGUGCUAAGUAGUGUCCUAGAGUCUUUAUUUGUAUUAACUCCUUUAAUCCUCACAAAAACUCGAUAGGGUAGGUACCAUUAUUAUCCCUCCUAUAAAAAUAAGGAAAUUGAGGCGUGGAGUGGUAAAAUAAAUUCUCAAGGUCAAAUACCUCGUGAGUAGCUGAGAUGGAUUCAGUUCCAGGCAGUCUUACGCCAGAGCCCAAGUUCUUAACUCAGUAUGUUUGGCUUCUCAGUCUCAGAUAAGUAGCUGCCGUAACUGUAAGAGGAACUGGGUAAAAUACAUGGGAAAAAAAAAAUCCAACCCAAAAUAUUUAGAAUACUUCAUUGAAGAUAAGCAGAAUUAACAACGAAUCCAAAAGUCAGUCAUCUGGAAAACUUAAAUCUGGGAGUAAAUGAAGAGAGAAAAAGAAAAGACAUAGAACCAGCAAGUAAAUGGUAUUUAUUAAAAAGGAAAAAGAAAGGUACUCUGAAGCAAUAAUUACAAUGUAAGAGAAAAACUCAGAUUUUUACUAAGUGUGCAGAUUUAGAAGGCCUUAUUUCAUUAACAGAAUUAACAGAAUCACACUAAUGUUCUAUGGAAAAGACAGUAAGAAAAAAAUUCUUGAAACAGCUAGGUAGAAAAAUUGGUAACCUUAGUCCUUAUUUCUAUAACUGUCAGAAGACAAGUGACCAACAUCUACAUAUUUUUAAUGGAGUAAGAGUGAUAAAGAUACUAGAAGGAGUGUCUAGGCAUGCAAAAGCUUAGAAAAUGUAGCACUGUGAUGUUUCCUCCAAAAAUGACAAAGGUUUAUCAGCACAUGGAAAGAAUAAUCAAGAAUUUGGGAGUGUGAAAGUUAAAUUUUUAAAAAAUGAUUAAGGACUGACUAGGGAGCAAGGGAAGAUAGGGGUGAAACAAGGGUUAAAUAUAUAUAUAUAUAUAUAUAUAUAUAUAUAUAUGCUAAAUAAAGGGAAAUGCCAUUGGAAUGUAAAAAGGAGUUCCACAUUUUAAAUUACUAUAGAAGAUAAAAGCUGAAAAACCUAAUUACAAAGUAAAAGAUGGCUGGUGUAUAUCACAAAUUAUUAGACAUCAAGGCAGAAAGUGUUAAAAUAGGACAAGAACUAUUCCAUGUAAAGAAGAUUACUCAAAAUGAAGUUAUGGAGAAUCCAAAGAGGGUCAUAGAAGAAGUGGCUUUUAUGAAGGAUGACAUGAGAAUUUAGCAUGCAUUUAGGAGCUGAUUGGCAUCCUCCCUGGAGACUGGGGAAGCCAGCAGAUACCACCUCUAUGUUCUCACUUGAGCCCAGUACACAUCUGGUGCAGUACACAUUGCUUUUGCAGCUGCCACUGAAGGGAGAGGCCCCUGGAUCACCUGGCUCUGAUAGCCAGCAGGUUUUAUACUUAUGGGUGCCACAGAACUGUAGCAAAGAAUCAGUCAUUAAUGGGUAUAGCAGCCCUGCCCACACCUCCCAAGGGUAUACACCUGGGCCCAGUGCAGAGGCAACAUGCAAAAAAGCCCAUCUCCUAGUUUUCUCCAUGAGAGGGCCCUAACUACAUACUUUCCCAGUUGCUGCCUACAAGUACAGCUUUCAAUCAACUUGCAUCUAGGUACAGACUGUAGUCUUCCCCUUUGGGAGCCACUAAGAACAAAGAAGGCAGCAUGGAAAAUCACAAAUGUUUAAGAGAUAAAGAGCUCUGGUCAGGCUGAUGUAUAAGGUUCUCUUACCUAAGAUCACUUUGUCAAGACUGAGAGAGGUGGCUCUUUUAUCUAAGGUACAGAAACCAACACAGUCAAGGAAGAUGAAGAAAUGGGAAUAUGUUUCAAACAAAAGAAUGAGAUAAAACUUUAGAAACAGAUCUCAAUGAAACAGAGAUAAGUGAUUUACCUAAUAAAGAAUUAAAAAUAAUGGUCAUAAAGAUGCUCACAGAUCAGGAGAACAAUGUUUAAACAAAGUGAGAAUUUCAAAGAAGGUAGAAAAUAUAAGAAAGUACCAAACAAAUCAGAGAGCUGAAGAAUACACUAACCGAAUUGAAAAUUCAAUAGAGGAGUUAAGCAGCAGACAAGUAGAAGAAAGGAUCAGUGAACUCAAAGACAGGGCAGUGAAAUUUAUCCAAUCAGAGGAGCAAAGAAAAAAAGUAAAGACAGCUUAAAGGACUUAUGAGACAACAUCAAGUGAGCAAAAAAGUAUAUGCAUUAUAGGGGGUCCCAGAAGUAGAAGAGAAAGGGGCAGAAAUCUUAUAAAAAAUAUCAGCUGAAAACUUUCCUAACCUGGAGAAAGAAACAGACCAGAUUCAGGAAGCACAGAGAAAUCCAAAAAAGAUAAAUCCAAAGAGCCCUCACAUGGAGACACAUUAUAAUUAAAUUGUGAAAAGUUAAAGACAGAGAAUCUUAAAAGCAGCAAGAGAAAAACUUGUCAUGAACAAAGGAACCCCCAUAAGACUAUCAGCAGAUUUUUCAGCAGAAACAUUAUAGGCCAGAGGGGAGUGGUAUGAUAUAUUCAAAAGGACUGAAAGAAAAAACAAACAAACUGCCAAUCAAGAAUACUUUAUCCAGGAAAGCUGUCCUUCAGAAUUGAGAGUUUCCCAGACAAGCAAGAGCUGGAGGAGUUCAUUACCACUAGACCAGCCUUAUUAAAAUGUUAAAGGGACUUCAACCUGAAUCAAAGGAUGCUAAUUAGUGACAAACCUUUGAAAGUAUGUCUCACUGGUAAAGAUAAAUAUAUAGUUAAAUUCAGAAUACUUUAUUGUAAUGGUGGUGGGUAAAUCCUUAUAACUCUGGUGUGAAGGCUAAGACAAGAUGAUUAAAAAUAAGCAUAGGGCUUCCCUGGUGGCGCAGUGGUUGGGGUUCUGCCUGCUGAUGCAGGGGGCGUGGGUUUGUGCCCCUGUCUGGGAGGAUCCCACAUGCCGCGGAGUGGCUGGGCCCGUGAGCCGUGGCCGCUGGGCCUGCGCGUCCGGAGCUUGUGCUCCGCAACGGGAGAGGCCACAGCAGUGAGAGGCCCGCGUACAGAAAAAAAAAAAAAAAAGCAUAACUUCAAAAAUUUUUAAUGGAUACAUAAGGUAAAAAUAUGUAAACUGUAACAUCAAAAACAUAAAAUGGAGGGGGGAGUAGAGUGUAGAACUUAAGUAUUUGAAAUUAAGUUGUUAUAGCUUAAAAUAUACUGUUAUAAAUACGAGAUGUUUUAUAUAAGCCUCAUGGUAACCACAAAGCAAAGACCUAUAGUAGAUGCACAAAAGAUAAAGGAGUCUAUGCACACCCCUACAAAAAAAAUCAUCAAACCACAAAAGAAGAAAGCAAGACAUGAAGGAACAAAGGAAUUACAGCCAGAGAACAAUGAACGAAAUGGCAAUAGUAAGUCCAUAUCUAUCAAUAGUAACCUUAAAUGACUGAAAGGAAAAAAAAAAAAAAGACCCAAUUAUAUGCUGCAUACAUGAGAAUCACUUCAGGUUUAAGGACACAUAGAGACUGAAAGUGAAGGAAUGGAAAAAUAUCUCAUGAAUGGAAACCAAAAGAAAGCAGGGUAGCUAUAUUUAUAUUGGACAAAAUAGACUUUAAGACACAGACAUAGGAAGAUAAAAGGUCAUUAUAUUAUGAUAAAGGGGUCAAUCCAACAAGAGAAUAAAAAAUUGUAAAUAUUUAUCCACCCAACAUUGGAGCACCUAAAUAUAUAAAGCAUUUAUUAACAGACCUGAGGGUACUCCCUGGCAGUCCAGUGGUUAAGACUUGGUGCUUUCACGGCUGGGGUCUGGGUUCAAUCCCUGGUUGAGGAACUAAGAUCCUGCAAGCUGCACAGCGUGGCCAGUGGUGGUGGGGGGAUGGGAAACGAGACCUAAGGGAGGAAGAGACAGUAAUCCAAUAAUAGGGGACUUCAAUACCAUACUUUCAACAAUAGAUAUUUCAUCCAGAUUGAAAAUCAAUGAGGAAACACUGGACUUAAAUGAUACAUUAGACCAGAUGGACUUAGAUACAUUAUGAUGUUCUAUCCAAGGGCAGCAGAAUACAUAUUCUCAAGUACACAUGUAUCAUUCUCCAAAAUAGAGCAUAUGUUAGGCCACAAAAGAGGUCUUAAGAUUAAGGAGACUGAAAUUGCAUCAAGCAUCUUUUCUGGUCACAAUGCUAUGAAACUAGAAAUCAAUUAUAAGAAGAAAAGUGGAAAAUUCACAAAUAUGUGGAGAUUAAAAACCAUGCUACUGAACAACCAAUGGGUCAAAGAAGAAAACCAAACAGAAAUAAAAAAAAUAUUCUGACACAAAUGAAAAUAGAAAUGCAACACACCAAGACAUGUGAUGGAGCAAAAGCAGUUCUAAUAGGGAACUUUAUACUGCACUAAGAAUCAAGAAAGAUCUCAAACAACCUAACUUUACACCUCAAGGAACUAGGAAAAGAACAAACUAAGCCCAAAGUUAGCUGAAGGCAGGGAAAUAAAGAUCAGAGCAGAAAGAAAUGAAAUACAGGCUAAAAAGAUAAUAGAAAACAUUAAAAAAAAUGAAGAGCUGAUUUUUUAAAAAAGAAACAAAUGACAAAUCAUUUGCUAAACUUAAAAAAAGAGAAGCCUCAAAUAAAUAAAAUUAUAAAUGAAAGAGGAGAUAUUACAACUAGUACCACACAAUGAAUCAUAAGCGAGUAUGCUGAACAAUUAUACACCAAUGAACUGCACAAACUAGAAGAGAUGGAAGAAGUCCUAGAACCAUAUAACCUACAAGACUGAAGCAUGAAAAAAUAGAAAAUCUGAACAUACUAAUUACUAGUGAGGAGACUGAAUCAGUAAUGAAAAACCUCCAAAAUAAGAAAAGUCCAGGACCAGACAGCUUCAUUGGUGAAUUCCACCAAGCAUUUAAAGAAAUAAUACUAAUCCUUCUCAAGCUCUUCCAACAAAUAGAAGUGGGAAUCCUUCCAAACAAAUUUUAUGAGGACAUCAUUACCCUGAUACCAAAACCAAAAAAGGACACUACAAGAACAGAAAACUACAGGCCAAUAUCUCUGAUGAAAAUAGAUACAAAUAUCCUGAACAACAUAUUAGCAAACCAAAAUCUACAGCACAUUAAAAGAAUCAUGCACCAUAAUUAAGUGGAAUUUAUUCCAGGGAUGUAAGCAUAGUUUAGUAUCCAUAAGUCAAUGUUAUAAACCAAGUAACAAAAUGAAGGAUAAAAAUCAUAUGAUCAUCUCAAGAUGCAGAAAAAGCAUUUGAUAAAAUUCAACAUCCAUUCUUGUUAAAAACUCCCAAUAUAGGGGGUGUAGAAAGAAUGUACUUCAACAUAAUAAAGGCUAUAUAUGACAAGCCCACAGCUAACAUCAUACUCGAUGAAAAGCUGAAAGGUUUUCCUCUAAGAUCAGGAACAAGACAAGGAUGCCUACUCUUACCAAUUUUAUUCAACAUAUUACUAGACAUCCUAAGCAGAACAAUUAAAAUAGCAAGCAAGGAAAAGACAAAAAGCUUCCACAAAAGGAAGAAGUAGGUGAAAUGCAGAUGAUAUAUUAUAUAUAGACUACCCUAAAAACUCUACCAAAGAACUGUUAUAAUAAAUGAAUAUAAUAAAGUUGUAGGAUACAAAGUCAAUAUACAGGCAUACCUCAUUUUAUUGCACUUUGUAGAUACUGUGUUUUUUUUUGUUUUGCUUUAUUUUUUUAAACAAAUUGAAGGUUUGUGGCAAUCCUGUGUUGUCAGAUGAUGGUUAGCAUAUUUUAGCAAUAAAAUUAAGGUAUACAUAUUGUUUUUUAAGACAUAAUACUAAUGCACACUGAAUAGACUAUAGUGUAAACAUAACUUAUAUGCACUGGGAAACAAAUUUGCGUGACUUGUGAUUUGCUUUAUUGCAGUGGUCUAGAACUGAACCUGCAAUAUCUCCGAGAUAUGCCUGUAUUUUUUUGUUUUUCAACAAAUUGAAGCUUUAUGGCAACCUUGCAUUGUGUAUCAAGCAAGUCUAUCAG